Molecule: messenger RNA, 1117 nt
Organism: Cucurbita pepo subsp. pepo (vegetable marrow)
Lineage: Eukaryota; Viridiplantae; Streptophyta; Magnoliopsida; Cucurbitales; Cucurbitaceae
Source: RefSeq, a predicted model, not a curated record
AAUCUCUUCCUCUUCUUCUUCUCUUCCAUUAAUACAUAGCAACAAAAAAUUUGAACUCAGAUUGGGAAGAGCUCAUGGCAACAACCAUCCAUGGCGAAGAACACGAUAAACAAGACGAAGACGAAGACGAUGACGAAGAAGAAGCAUUAUCUUUAUGCGACCUUCCAGUCAAAGAAAAGCAGCAGCCUUUGCUUCUAAAUGAAAACCCCAUCACGGAGGAUUUCGAUUUCAAUUUCAACCACUGGCCACCGCCGCCGUCGCCGCCGCCCAUGUGCGCUGCCGACGACAUCUUCUUUCAAGGCCAUUUGCUCCCUCUUCGCCUCUCUGUUAGCUCUGAUAAUACUCACAAUCAAUUCUUUUCUAAACCUCUGUCCGCCAGGUCGGAGUCUAUGGAUCAUAAUAUGUUGAGAUUUAGAAAUGGAAGCAGUAGCAGUAGCAACAGCAGUAGAAGUCAUUAUUCCAGGUGUUCAAGUAUUAGUAACAAUUCCAUUUCAAUUCCGACGAACUCAAAGCCAAGAACUCAAAACAACGUCUUCCACUCUCACCCAAGUCCCACGCCCCAAAUCAGAUCCUUUUCGACUUUCGGCCGUCGGAGCCGGAGCCGGAGCUCCUCCCGCUGGGACUUUUUCCGGGUGGGUGUUCUCCGAACGCCAGGAAUGGAACUUCACGACCUCAAAACUCGCACGACCAACGCCGGCGCUUUCGAGGCGGCACCCACGGUGGGGCAGAAAACAACCGCCUCGUUUUUGGGUGUGGUGAGCUGCAAAAAAUCAGUGGAGACAAUACCGGCGGCGAAGAAGAUAAGGAAUUGGAGUGGGAAUAUUGUGAAGAAAAGGAAUGAAAAGGGAAAGGGAAUUGGGAUUGGGAUUAGGGAGAAGGAAUUGAAUGAUAAUGUUGAAAUUAGGGAAAAGGAAAAGGAAAAGGCAACGAGGCUGUCACAUCGUCGAACAUUUGAAUGGCUAAAGCAGCUCUCGCAUGCAACAACCUUUGCUGACCAACAAUCAUCUUGACCCCAUUUUCUUUUUUUUUUUUUUUACUUCUUCCCCACCACCAUGCUUGUACCACUUUAAUUAUUCCUUCCCACUCACCUUUUCAAAUUCACUUUCUCGUCUAAACA